AUUGAGUGCUCGGCCGGCGCGCUGGCAGCAUCUCAGCGUCUCGCGCGGCGGUGUAUAGUGUGUUGUUCCAAACAUGUUAGAAUUCUACACGAACAUGAACGGAGGAUUGAUGCAGGAGGGGAUGCAGCCUCCCAUCACCUGCGCUGCGAGGACAGAACUCAGCGCCAGCAUCAAGCGGGAGAAGAUCGUAGAGAUCUGCGAAGGAUGCGGUCAGAAGAUCCAGGACCGCUACCUGAUGCGGGUGGGCGAGCUGUCCUGGCACGAGCACUGCCUCAGCUGCUGCGUCUGCGGCUGUCCCCUCGCACACACCUGCUACACCAGGAAUGCCAAGCUUUACUGCAAACCCGACUACGAUAGAUUGUUCGGAGUCAAAUGCACCAGGUGCGGCGACCGACUGUUGCCGCAGGAGAUGGUCAUGCGAGCUCAGCAGUACGUGUUCCACAUUCAGUGCUUCGUCUGCGUCAUGUGUUGCCAACCUCUACAGAAAGGAGAACAAUACGUCAUUAGAGCAGGACAGAUAUUCUGUCGCCAGGAUUUUGAGAAGGAAAUGUAUUUGAUGCAACACGCGGAGGAUGAUAUGAUAUUAGAUGAUUCCGAACGACCCCGAGAUGGGCGCCGGGGCCCGAAACGUCCCCGCACCAUACUUACAUCAGCACAGCGCAGGCAAUUCAAAGCCUCAUUCGAAGUCAGUCCAAAGCCAUGCAGGAAAGUCAGAGAGGCAUUAGCCAAGGACACAGGACUGAGCGUUCGAGUUGUGCAGGUGUGGUUCCAGAACCAACGGGCUAAGAUGAAGAAGAUCCAGAGGAAAGCGAAGCAGGAAGGGGAGAAGAAUAAUGACAAAGAGAAGGACAAAGAUGAGAAGAGCAUCAAGCAGGAGUCUCCGUCCAGCGAGCACGGCAACUAUCUGGGCCUGGACGGAGCCUACUCAGCUUCCAGUCAACCACUCAACCCGAACCUGCCGUACUCUCCCGAUGAUUACCCGGCGCACUCUGGCGACAGCUUCUGCAGCUCAGAUAUAUCUCUGGAUGGGAGCAACUUCGACCAGCUGGACGAGGGUGCCUCCGACACGAUGAGCCUGCAGAAUUUGGAGGUGCAGCACCACUCGCACCAGCACCCCGGCCACUCGGCGCACGAGCCACUGAACCUGGGCACUGGCUCCGUGGUCAACCCCAUAGAUAAGUUAUACCUCAUGCAGAAUUCUUACUUCAGUACUGAUCAUUGAUUUAACGUGGGACGUGGCGCUGCCCUGACUCCCAUGUUCGGCCAGCGACUGCGCCCACCAUCGCACGUCCCCAAGUGUACCGAGACUGCUACUAGUCACAACUAUGUCUUUACCAAUGUUUAUCCGCAAACUGCUGUUUUGAACCAGACUGAUACUCUGCUGAACCAUUGUAGGUAAACUGUGUAUGAAGUCAUUAAUUGUUCCGUAGUUAAGUAGUGAAGGCAGAUAUAUAAAUGUCGUAGGUAAUAGUACUGUCUGUAUUUGCAUUGUAUGAUAUGAUCUAGUCUCUGUCUGUACCUAAAAGAACAUUUUCUUGUAGAGCCUUCAGUGAUGGGCAACGGCUGCCCCUUUUCUUUAACUUUCAGAGAUGAUAGAAGCAAACUGUCGUAGACGAAAUCUGUAGUAUCAAUAGACCCAAACUACUUCUGACUUUGUUGUGAAAUAUUCUCUCAUAACUCGUAACCAUGAUAUUGGAUUUAAAUAAAUAAUUAAUGUGUACUCCCCGGAUAGUUGGUCCUUGUGUGAAAUACCUAACAGUCUGGUCAAUUUCCUCACCCAGUAGAAAAAGUCACAUAGACAAAAUAUUCAAUAGCUGUAAUUUUAUUAAAGUAAUAAUUCUAUAAAUAUUAUACAAUCCGGUUUACAAUUUCUUAAAUUACUUUUACUAAUCUCGGUGUUGUUAUAAAACAGUUGAAAAUUGCAAAAAUAAAAUAGUGUCGUAGGCUUUGUAACAUGUUAUUAAAAGUAGAUAUCGAAAUGGAUUGAAACUGUAAAAAGAGAUAUAUCAAUAUUAAUUAAAAUAAUUUACAGAAUCAACCAAUCAUUGAGGAGAUUUUCAUAUAUGUUGUAAAUAAAGAGAAUUGAUGUGUUAAAAUAAAAAGUAGAGAGAGCCUGUAUUCGGCGAAUAAAUUGUAAGGGUAUAUUAUUUACCUUCCGUAAAAAAUAAGACGUUUGCUUGUAUAUAUGAGAAAGAAGAGAAAAUAAACUUUGUAGAAUACAUACAUGAAUCUGACAUAGACUUUUAAACGACUUUCGUUGUUAUAUUUCCUGGAUAGAGUUCAUUAUUGAUGUUUUCUAUUUCUCCAGUCCAUAACAAACUAAUCUUGUCGUUCAAGUGUCCUCAGGCCCAAAAAAGAACUAUCUAUUGGGAGGCUUAAGAGAAACGAACAUUCUUUCGCAUUUUAAAACACAAAACAUAUUCUAUAAUAUUAUUAUUUUUACUGUAAAAAAAAGUUUUAUUCGCAGUUUGUUAUAAAUUUUACAAUUGUAAAUAAUGUAUAUAAACUUAUAAAAAUAUAUUCUAGACCGCAAUUUCAUAACUCAUAACUGUGUAGAAUAUAUGAACUUUUUGAAAUACAUAGUCAAUGUAAUAACUAUAGGUAGACAAACAUGUAUGUAUAUUAUCUGAUGUUGUACAUCAAAAUUAUCGUAUUCGUUACUAGUAAGUGUCUAUAGAUAUGUGCUAACUAAAAUACAUUUUAAACAAUUUCAAUGUUUACAGAUCUGAUCCAUAAGUAGUGUUCAAUAGUUGGAUUUAAUGUCACAAUUUGUUUAUAAGUUAAGUCAAUUCGUUUUAAGAAGAAUAUCUAAUGAAUUUUGCGAAAAUGUUUUCUUAAAACAAAUAGACUAAUACGAGCAUUUUCUGGUUAUUAUAAAUGUAUAGUUGUGCCCGUAAACAAUAUUCUUCAUGUCAAUGUUAUAGAAGUUAUUCCAAAAUAUAGAUGUUCAAGUUCUAAGCCCCCCUUCCACAGUCGUAAUGAAGUAUGUACAUGUUUAUAGUAGUUAUUUACCUGCUAAUAAAUUACAGGCAACCCUAGUCAUUUUUUCGUAUUGUUUCAUAGUCCAAAAUAGUUUAAUAGUCAUAAAAUAUAUUAUGUUGUCAUGUAGGUUAUUAUUUAAUUUCUUGUAUAAUAUUAAAUAUGAGUUUAUAUGUUAAUGUUUUGUAAGUAAAUAGGUACCUAAAUGUGAUGGUUGGACGAACAAUCUAGUCAAACUAAAUGUUGUGUCCGUUGUCAAUGUCCGCGCGACAGAGAUGCGAGUCUGCUACCGUAGUUGUACCAUAACAACUCUUGAGUUAAAGUCAUGAUAGUCAUGAUUAUAAUGACUAUCAAAAAUAGCUAUUGACUACAACCGCGUGAUUAACAGACUUGGAUUUCUGGAAUGGACCUGGAUUAUCAGGUGUGGAUCCACAAGGUUUCUUUUACGAACUCAGCGGUGUAAUGGCCUGUAACACUGUACUAUAAAUAUGGUUAAUGAGACCUAAGGACUAUCUAAGGACUUGAAUAACACUGAAUUUCCAAAUCAAUAUCGCUGAGUUCGUAAAUUAGACGUAAGAGCUGAAUGAGAGAAGACUGCGUCUUCCACGUAUAACACGUCGUGUGGAUCAUCAGAUCAAGGAUCCAUCUCUAUGUAAACCCAUAGUUUAUUCAGUAAUUUUAUAAAUUGAUGUAAAUUAAAACGAUAUAAAUUGAAA
Molecule: messenger RNA, 3695 nt
Organism: Spodoptera frugiperda (fall armyworm)
Lineage: Eukaryota; Metazoa; Arthropoda; Insecta; Lepidoptera; Noctuidae
Gene: Lmx1a
Product: LIM homeobox transcription factor 1-beta
Exons: 4
Coding region: 74-1222 (382 amino acids)
Biological process (GO): neuron differentiation; regulation of transcription by RNA polymerase II
Cellular component (GO): nucleus
Molecular function (GO): DNA-binding transcription factor activity, RNA polymerase II-specific; RNA polymerase II transcription regulatory region sequence-specific DNA binding
Source: RefSeq, a predicted model, not a curated record